GCGCAUGUGCCGAGUGGCGCGUGCGCGUUACCAUGGUAGCCAGACAGGCUAGCUGCGGGCUCUAGUCGCUGAGAUCUCAAAAGUAUUUCUGCGGCGCCCCGGCGCGGGUGCUGCUUCAGAGCCCUGGUUACGAUCUGCUGAGCCCAGCCUCCGCUCUCUGUGGGGAGGGGCCACCCAGCCGGGGUCUUACUUUAGGAGCCCUCCCAUGGCUUCCCAGGAGAGGGUGGAGACAGUGACCAAAGGAACAGGGUUCUGGCGCUGCCCCAAGCCGGCCACUUACACCCCAGAGACCUGCGAGCUGCUCAGAGUGAUGAUGAAGGAAUCCAAACUGACAAACUUCCAACGGCGCCACAUCAUGGACACCAUGAAACGAGGAGACACUCUCCCCCUACAGUGCAGCCCAACCUCCAGCCAGAGGGUGUUGCCUUCCAAGCAGCUGGCCUCAGCCAUCUACUUGCCUCCCAUCCUGGCCGUCCGGUCCCACCUCCGGCCUGCCAGCAUGUGCCAAGCCAACGGGGCCUACAGCCGGGAGCAGUUCAAGCCUCAAGCCACCCGAGAUCUGGAGAAGGAGAAGCGAAGACUCCAAAAUAUUUUUGCCACCGGGAAGGAGCCAGCGGAACGGAAAAGAAAGCCCCCUCCCGUGCGACAGGAGAACCCAGCCCCUGAGCUGGACCGGUUUGAAGAACUGGUAAAGGAAAUCCAGGAGAGGAAAGAAUUCCUGGCUGACAUGGAGGCCCUAGGGCAGGGCAGACAGUACCGAGGGAUCAUCCUUACUGAAAUCUCCCAGAAACUACAGGAAAUGGAAGACCUUGACCACAAGAGGAGUGAGGAACUUAGGAAGGCUCUUGCCACCACUUAAUCUGCCUCUGGAGGGGUUGGGGGAGCCCAACCUCUACCAUUGGAGCCCACCCCCUUGCAAAGCAGGGUCACCCCCAGGUCAGCCCACCCACCCCGGCCUUCAGCCGUGUAAAUGGUUGUAUAGCACUGCCCCCACCUAGGGCACCCUGGACAUAGUACCCUAGAAAAUGGACCACGUCUCAGAAAAUGAGCUGAUUCUCCUUGAGACUCUGCCCAGGGAUCCCCGGUCAGCUGAGCCUCUGAGACCAGUCACAGAUACAGACACACACACACAC
This is a messenger RNA of Physeter macrocephalus (sperm whale), 1133 nucleotides long. It is a transcript of the gene CUNH22orf23, whose product is annotated as chromosome unknown C22orf23 homolog. Lineage: Eukaryota; Metazoa; Chordata; Mammalia; Artiodactyla; Physeteridae. Bases 206 to 859 code for a protein of 217 amino acids. The transcript has 7 exons. The record is from RefSeq and is a predicted model, not a curated record.